UCCAGUUCCAACAGCUGCCACAUCUGGAGCUGCCCAUCGUCCCUGCGCUCUCUGCAGGCCCAUUCCUUCCUUGUCUGCCUAGUCAAGCGUUCUUCUUUCUCUGGUUCCCUCUAUAGUACCUUUAAUACGUUAUUCUUUCUCUUGCAAGAUGCUCGCGCGAGCAGCCCGGCGGAAGCUGCGAAGGGACGCCUUCCGGUCGCCCACGCAGCUGGCCGAGCAGUUGACGCUCCCCUGGCUCUGUCCGGCGCAGAUGCGAUGGGCUGCCAGCGUAGGCCCUGCGACAACGACGACGCACGACGCACGACGACCACGACACGGCGCGCUGUCGCCACGGCACGAGACGCGCUCCCUUGCUACGCAGGCCGAUGUCCAGCACGCACACACGCCGACCAUAGCCUUCGAUGGCCUAAUACAGCCCUGGAGCUCGCGCAGUAUCCAUUCGCCACGCAUGGCACGGCUGGAGCCCUGGGAUCCCGCAACGCCGCUCGUUCUGCGAGAAUCUAGGGACCCUCCCACCACGCCCUCCAAGUUCGGCAUUGGCGGUGACCCCAUCGAACUGUACCAGAACCUACAUGCUUGCCUGCGCGUCGGCCGCAUGGACCGCGCCACGGCCAUCAUCCAACGGCUGACAACCAUGUACAGCCCGACGGCGAGCGAGGUUGUCGAGGCGCACAACGCCUAUCUGCAGGCGCUGUUCGAGCUGGCCCAGCAGGACCCAGAGGCUUACUCCAUGGCCACCAUCGAGGAGUGGUACGACUCACACAUGGUGCGCAAGGCCAUCGAGCCCAAUGCCGGCACCUUCGUCGUCCUCCUACGGGCCUCCAUGUCGCUUCUCGAGGGGAACACGAGGCACCGCUCGCUGCACAAGUACCUGGCCAUGGCCGAAGCCAGGUGCGGCUCUGAUGUCAUGGACGCUAUCAACUACUCCGAAGACUUCGACGACCACGAAUGGGACGCCCUUAUCCGUGCCCAGCCGGACCGCUUCCAGGAACCGCCUGUGAUGGAGCAGCCCACCAAUAAGGCCUACCCCAUCGAGAUGAGCACGCCACUUGGAACCCAGGCGCUCAUCGAUGCUAACAUCCUCCCGAACCCUGCACACAGUGUAAAGGAAGUUCCACAGAAGGGCGAAGGUCUCAUCGCACUCAAGAACGCGCUUGCUGUAUUCGACCAAACCAGUCGGGUUCCUUUUCCUCACGAGAUGGAUGGCUCGCAGGAUGAAAAAGAACGUGCUUUUGCGUACAUGCGCCAGCUGCAACUCGAGCAGGAUGCGACCGAGGCUGCGACCAAUCGGUGGAAAAUCGAAGACGAGAAACUUCAAGAACUUGGUAUCCACGGCGUGCUCAAGACCAAACCAAUACAAGCUUUGAUGUGGCAAUGGUAUUCGGCGCUUCUGCCCCGCCUCCAGAAAGAGUACGCACGUGUCCAACAAGUGCUUUCUGCGCCUACUCCGCAGAACCAAAGUGACGAGAGGCACAUCUACGGGCCGUAUCUCGAGAUGUGCAAACCUGAGAAGAUGGCAGCUAUCACCGUGUCGCGCAUGAUUCAGGGCGUUGCCAUUGGUCGAAAGGAACAUUCGAGCGACCUGAAGAUCUCCCAGCUCUCUUCCCAACUUGCAGAAGACAUUCGGAACCAGUCCAUAUCGGAUGCGAAAGAGAAGUUGCUCUCAGCACGGAAGAAACAGCGCAAGCAAGCUCGUCGUGCAAUGCUCGAUUCUCUGUCAUUGCAACCGCAAGGCACCAAACCAGAAGAGAAACCCACGACGAGAAUUGCCGAACUUCCCACGGAUUCCUUUUUGAAAGCCGAGGUGCCUAAUGCAGUCAAGACUAGGAUCGGUGCUAUGCUGAUCGAGCAUUUCCUACAAGCAGCGAUGAUCACCGUGACAGUCGAAGAUCCUAAGUCGGGCAAAACUUUGACCAACACACAAGCUGCCUUCCAUCAUCACGUUGGUUUUGCUAAUGGCAAGAGAACAGGAUGGAUUGUUCCCCACCAGGAGAUUCUCAACAAGCUAAUGAGAGAGCCUACGCAUUCUGUUCAAAGUGUCCAGCUCCCCAUGGUCUUCGAACCCAAGCCUUGGACUGCUUUUGACGAAGGUGGCUACUACACGACCUCACAGGCUGUGGUUCGUCUGAAGAACCAUGAUCAAGCGCAACGUGCAUACGCUCAAUCAGCCAUAGAAAACGGCGACAUGGAAAAGAUGUUUACAGGGCUUGACGUUCUUUCGAAGGUCCCGUGGCAGAUCAACAAGGAUGUGUUCGAAGUCAUGGUCCAAGCGUGGAAUAUGGGAGAAGGUAUUGGCGCUAUGGUUGGGGAGAAAACCGGUCCUACGCUCCCCGAGGAACCCCCACAGGACGCAUCCGCGGCCACAAAGACGGCAUGGAGGAGAGCAAUCGUCGCGUACGAAAAUGAACGAGGAGGGUUGCAUUCCCAACGCUGUUAUCAAAACUUCCAACUGGAGACCGCACGUGCCUUUGCUAAGGAAAAGAAGCUAUACUUUCCGCACAGCGUGGAUUUUCGCGGCAGAGCUUAUCCUAUUCCCCCAGUGUUAAACCACAUGGGAUCCGAUUUCUCGAGAUGUCUCCUGAGAUUUGCAAACGGAAAGGAGUUGGGCACUGUGGGUCUGCAAUGGCUCAAGGUCCAUUUAGCAAACCUUUACGGGUUUGACAAAGCUAGCUUACACGAGCGGGAGCAGUUUGCUAUGAACAAUCUUCACGAAAUAUACGACUCUGCGGCGAAUCCUCUUACUGGAAGGAGAUGGUGGACGAAAGCAGAGGAUCCCUGGCAAUGCCUUGCGUGUUGCAUGGAGCUGAAGAACGCACUAGAAUCCCCGGACCCAACUCGUUUUGUCUCGCGCCUUCCCGUUCACCAGGAUGGGACUUGCAACGGGCUUCAGCAUUAUGCGGCGCUGGGAGGGGAUACUGCCGGCGCUAGCCAAGUCAAUCUCGAACCAUCCGACCGACCGCAAGAUAUCUACACUGGUGUUGCCGACCUCGUCAGGAGCAUGAUUGCUGAUGACGCUGCACAAGGCCAUAGAUUGGCAACAAUGCUUAAGGAUAAGAUCUCCCGGAAGGUUGUCAAGCGAACUGUCAUGACCAAUGUUUACGGUGUUACGUUUAUCGGCGCUAAAAAUCAAGUUGAAGAUGAGCUUCGAGGUUUCUUCGAACGGGAAGACGAGACGACUGAGAUCUGGCAAGCGGCAUCCUAUGUCGCCAGCAAGAUUUUCUUAGCCCUGGGCAAGAUUUUCAAUGGGGCUCAGGAAAUCCAAUACUGGCUUGGCGAAUGCGGCGAACGCAUAUCAACAUCAGUGUCCGCGGAGCAGAUCAGGAGGCUUCGUGACCACCUGGAUGGAAAGAAGAAACCAUAUGACAGCAAGUACAAGAAUCCCAAGUCUGUGAGCAAGAGCCUGGAGAAGAAGAUUGUCAAAGACAUUGAAGCAUUCAAGACACCGAUCAUUUGGACAACGCCCUUGAAGAUGCCAGUUGUGCAACCGUAUCGUAAGCCAGGAACUCAUGUGGUCAAAACGAAACUACAGGAAAUUGUCGUUUCGCGCAACCUGGGCAACGCGGCCAUUGACAAACGCAAACAACUUCAAGCGUUUCCGCCCAAUUUCAUUCAUUCGCUCGAUGCUACUCACAUGAUUCUGUCGGCACUCAAAUGCAAUGAGAUGGGUAUUGAUUUUGCCGCCGUCCACGACAGUUUUUGGACGCAUGCGGCUGACGUUCCCAAUUUAAAUAUCAUCUUGCGCGACGCUUUUGUACGCAUGCACUCCGAAGACAUUAUGGGUCGGCUUGCCGCCGAAUUCAAGGCUCGCUAUUCUGGGUCAAUGCACAAGGCGCUUCUCGUGCAAUCCUCGGAUGCUGCGAAGAAAAUUCUGGCAUGGAGAAGGGCACAGCAUGAGGGCGAGGCAAGUGCUCGUGGAGCCCGCAAGGCACACAAAGACGCUCCCUUCGAUGAACUCGCCCUCGAGGCUCAGCGGCAGGACCUGCUGAACAGCGAGGACCUAGAGAUGAGGGAGCAGGGUCUGAAGAUGGUCACACCGACAAGUAUAUGGCUAGCGAACCAGGACCCCAGCUCCAUUGCAUCGUAUCGCCUUGCUCGCAUGGGUGAAAGCAAGAACACCGCCGGUCCUAAACUUGACGAAGUCAAAGAGAAGCUGAUCACAGCUGAAGCUGAACAUGUCACUGGGGAACUGGAAGCUUCUGGUACCUUGGCCAAUGAUAUUUCCGAUGCUGAUCUUCUCGCCGCAGAAGAAGAAAUGGAAGAAGAGCUUGAAGACGAAAGCCCAAUGAAGACAGGAGAGAAGAAGAAGGCGAGGUCCCGUCUGACUAGCACGACCGUCGCUGUGUGGCUUCCAUUGACAUUCCCACCGGUGCCAAAGAAGGGAGACUGGGAUGUCUCCAGGCUACGUGAGUCGAAGUACUUCUUCUCUUGAGGCGAGCACUUUUUGCCUUUGUAUUCUCUUGUGGAUCAUUACGCGUGGAAACGGGCAUCAUUCAUUCGGCGCGGCGUUUUAUGACAUUGGGCAGCAUUUCUGUGGCGUUUUCCCUCUGGAACGACUUCUCUGCGUUCAGUGCGUGUGUACUAUAUUGUACAGCAGGAUUGCGAUAUAUCCACUCCAUUUGCAACGGAUGGCGGUUGUAAGAUGGUCAAUUGUAUAGGAAAAAAUGAACUGAAAUGAAAUGUGUAC
Molecule: messenger RNA, 4684 nt
Organism: Paraphaeosphaeria sporulosa
Lineage: Eukaryota; Fungi; Ascomycota; Dothideomycetes; Pleosporales; Didymosphaeriaceae
Product: DNA-directed RNA polymerase mitochondrial precursor
Exons: 1
Coding region: 149-4429 (1426 amino acids)
Biological process (GO): mitochondrial transcription
Cellular component (GO): mitochondrial DNA-directed RNA polymerase complex
Molecular function (GO): mitochondrial promoter sequence-specific DNA binding; DNA-directed RNA polymerase activity
Source: RefSeq, a predicted model, not a curated record